Penicillium atrosanguineum is the source of this 1968-nucleotide messenger RNA. RefSeq lists its product as uncharacterized. The transcript is spliced from 4 exons. Gene Ontology annotation, cellular component: SHREC complex; rDNA heterochromatin. Gene Ontology annotation, biological process: silent mating-type cassette heterochromatin formation. NCBI's taxonomy places the organism in Eukaryota, Fungi, Ascomycota, Eurotiomycetes, Eurotiales, Aspergillaceae. The record is from RefSeq and is a predicted model, not a curated record. The coding region runs from base 1 to 1968 and encodes 655 amino acids.
AUGUCAAGUGAUGAAGAGAAUGAGAAUGAGGUCAUCCUCCCCGUCCCGGACUCGAUGAGUGAUGGGGACGAGACUACAUGGAGACUCAAUGAUCCUCAAUUCCAGUACCGGAUGAUCGAUGACACCAGAUGGAGAGUGGCCCUCGCCCAGAUGUGGAUCGAGAAGACCGGCGCCGUUGAAACGGGCAAGACCUAUAUCCUGGAAAAGCUCCCGGAGGGCUACGGUCUCUUUGACCGGCCCCGUGGAUCUAAUCCCACGGAGCGAGACACAUUCCUCUUUGGACAUCCUAGCAAAUUCUACUUCCAGUCUCGCAUCGCCUUCUUUCCCCACUUCUUCUGGGGCUUACCACCUCCAAAGACGAUAUACGAACUUAACCCAAAAUAUCCUUCUGAUGAAGAGGGCCCUGAUUAUUGGCGGAUCCACAUCAUGGACCUGAAAGAGAAGGGGAAGGUCGAUGAAGAUAUCAAUCACCGUCUAAACAUGGACUGGGCUGUGACUCACGAACAACUCGCUGAUUACUUUGUCAGCCUGACUCUUCAAGCCGCAUUUGUUCCCCGACGAGGCGAGGUCGUCCUAUGGACUCCCGAUCUAGACGGCACGCUUGAGUACAAUACUCCUGCCAAGUGUAUCCAAAUCAAGGACAAAGAUGGUAAAUGGCAGGGAAUGCCCGAAUGGCGAGCUGGGAUUGUCACCCAGGUUCCGGAAGAAGAAUGCAACUUCAUGGACAUUAUCCAGCUCACUAAGAAGAAGAACGAGCUGAUCACCUACUCUGGGUUCCGUGUCGAGACUUUGGUUGAUCCGCUGAGUGACGACAAAGUAUACUCACACCAAUAUAAAUACGUCCCGCUGAAACAAAUCAAGCCUUUCGGUGCCUACGAGCAGUUCCUGUGGCCCCUGCCUCGGGAAAAACUUCACCCAUCCAUUGAGUUCGCUCUGACCACGAUGGCCUCAUGGAGUCUGCUACAUUACACAAAGUUCAAGGGCGAUUGGCCCAAUGCAAAGAUCUACUGUAAAGGGAUCUGGAUCGGACACGAACUACUCGCCAUUAAAGACGCCGUACGACUGAAGCCACCCGGCCUGACAGCAGAAACCAUGAACGACAAAUCCAACACAACCAAAGAUGAAAAGGUCACAGAUGUGAUGGUCAUCGAACAAAUUUGGCUCUCGCUAGAAGGGUGCAUCGCUGACCCGAAGGAUCCCCAAUACGCAAAAUCAUAUCAGCCCUACAUCGCAGGCAAAGUGUACACGGUAGAUCCCACCCGCCUCAACCGACCCAUUGGAUUCGACCGAGACGAGUUACAACAGUUAACCGACAAUGAAGUCGACGAUGCAUUCCAAUACGUCGGCAUGCAGGGCUACGGUCCGUGGUACCGCAUUGCAGGCGGGCGGACUUGCGCCGUAACGAAGAACAUGCUCUUAGGCCGCUGCUACGAGCCUGAAGCAGCAUACCUCCACUUCGGUACAUUCAAAGGCCUCGGCUACGAUCUGCAUAGUAUGCUAAGCGGCCGAGCUUUCUCAGCGAAGGCUGAUGCGCGCACCCCAGAAGGCGUGAACUGGUUCUGGGGCGAUUACCGGGCCGAGACGCUGGGAUUAGCUACUAUGAACGGCGUGGAGGUCGGACCUGCUGCUGAGCAGCGCGAGAACAUGCCGAGGUGGCAGGCAAUUCUGCGGAUCUUGAACGAUUGCAUGAGGGGAGGUGAUUUGAAGCUUGCGUUUAAAGAUCCUAGGGACGAUGAAAUUAGGGGUCCUGGGCGUCCACCGAAGAAGCAUUUCGUGGCUAGCAAACUUGUGAACACGGGUCUUGCAGGGCUUGGGUCGAAGGAUGAGACGAGUGUUGAUGAAGAGACGGAGGAUUCUAUUGAGGGGUUGAGUGGGAAUGUCUCGGAGAUGGAUCUCCCCGCAGGACUGUUGACUGCGUCAAUUCCUUUCCGUGAAAAAGACGAUGCAGAGGUCGAUGACACGGAAUAG